Messenger RNA from Neomonachus schauinslandi (Hawaiian monk seal), 2202 nucleotides. RefSeq names its product aryl hydrocarbon receptor nuclear translocator like 2 (gene BMAL2). The record is from RefSeq and is a predicted model, not a curated record. Gene Ontology annotation, biological process: regulation of transcription by RNA polymerase II. Gene Ontology annotation, cellular component: nucleus; cytoplasm; transcription regulator complex. Gene Ontology annotation, molecular function: protein dimerization activity; RNA polymerase II cis-regulatory region sequence-specific DNA binding; DNA-binding transcription factor activity, RNA polymerase II-specific. Lineage: Eukaryota; Metazoa; Chordata; Mammalia; Carnivora; Phocidae.
GGCCCGGAGCUCUAGAUGCCGCCAGUCCCGGGGCUGCGGAGCCGGCCGGGUGGUUCCUGCGAUGGCGGCGGAAGAGGAGGCUGCGGCGAGAGAUAGAAUACUGACUGAAGAGAACCAGUGCAUUUCUCCUGUGGUUUCCAGUCAUAUGAGCCCAUGGACAAAACCAACAGCUAUUGGAUCCCUCUGCCCACAUGUGGUGGAGUUCCCAAGAAAACGAAAAGGAAGUGAUUCAGACCCAUCCCAAUCAGGAAUCAUGACAGAAAAAGUGGUGGAAAAACUCUCUCAGAAUCCCUUUACCUAUCUUCUUUCAACAAGGAUAGAAAUAUCAGCACCCAGUGGCAGCAGAAUGGAAGAUGGUGAACAACAAGUAAAAGUGAAGUCCUUCAGAGAAGCUCAUAGCCAAACCGAAAAGCGGAGGAGAGAUAAAAUGAAUAACCUGAUUGAAGAACUAUCUGCAAUGAUCCCUCAGGGCAAUCCCAUGGCACGUAAACUGGAUAAACUUACAGUGUUAAGAAUGGCUGUCCAACACUUGAAAUCUUUAAAAGGUAUGACAAAUUCUUAUGCAGGAGAUAAUUAUAGACCUUCAUUUAUUCAGGAUAAUGAGCUCAGACAUUUAAUCCUUAAGACUGCAGAAGGCUUCCUAUUUGUGGUUGGAUGUGAGAGAGGAAAAAUUCUCUUCGUUUCUAAAUCAGUCUCCAAAAUACUUAAUUAUGAUCAGGCUAGCUUGACUGGACAAAGCUUAUUUGACUUCUUACAUCCAAAAGAUGUUGCCAAAGUAAAGGAGCAACUUUCUUCUUCUGGUAUUUCACCGAGAGAGAAGCUGAUCGAUGCCAAAACCGGUUUGCAAGUUCACAGGAAUUUCCACAGUGGAAGGACUCAUGUGUAUUCUGGCUCAAGGCGAUCCUUUUUUUGUCGGAUGAAGAGUUGUAAAAUCUCUGUCAAAGAAGAGCAUGAAUGCUUAUCCACCUCAAAGAAGAAAGACCAUAGAAAAUUCUGUACUAUCCACUGCACUGGUUACUUGAGAAGCUGGCCUCCACAUGUUGUUGGAAUGGAAGAAGAAAGGGACAAUAAGAAAGACAGUAGUAAUUUUAACUGCCUUGUUGCCAUUGGAAGAUUACAUCCAUAUAUUGUCCCACAGAACAGUGGAGAGAUUAAAGUGAAACCAACUGAAUUUAUAACCCGGUUUGCAAUGAAUGGAAAAUUUGUCUAUGUGGACCAAAGGGCAACAGCAAUUUUAGGAUAUCUGCCUCAGGAACUUUUGGGAACUUCUUGUUAUGAAUAUUUUCAUCAAGAUGACCAUAGUAAUUUGACUGACAAGCACAAAGCAGUUCUACAGAGUAAAGAGAAAAUAUUUACAGAUUCAUACAAGUUCAGAAAGAAAGAUGGCUCUUUUGUAACUUUAAAAAGCCUGUGGUUUAGUUUCACAAAUCCUUGGACCAAAGAACUGGAGUAUAUUGUGUCUGUCAACACUUUAGUUUUGGGACAUAGUGAGAUGAGAGAAGUGUCAUUACUUCCUUGUAGCUCUCAAUCAUCAGAAGAAUCCUCUAAACAGUCUUGUAUUAGUGUGCCUGGAAUGUCUACAGGAAUAGUACUUGGUGCUGGGAGUAUUGGAACAGAUAUUGUAAAUGAAGUCCUGGAUUUACAAAGGUUACAGUCUUCUUCCUCCCUUGAUGACUCAAGUCCAACAGAUUUAAUGAAAGAUUCUCAUGCUAUCAACUGCAGGAAAACAUCAAAAAAGGAGUUGAUUCCACUAAAUCCUUCUGAACUAGGCAAGCCAGAGGCUACAAGGCAAAACCAGAGUGCUGUUCCUCCCCAUAGUCAUGAGCCACUCCUUGGCGAAGAUGCCCAGCUGGAUUUUGAUGCCCUGUGUGAUGACGACACAGCCAUGGCUGCCUUCAUGAAUUACUUUGAAGCAGAGGGGGGCCUGGGAGACCCUGGGGACUUCAGUGACAUACACUGGACACUCUAGCAUUUGAUUUUUAAUUCUUACAAGUUAGGAACGUGUUAAACUAUUUCAUUGACAAAAAAAACCAACUAUGAUCUUCUGUACUGUAUUGAUACUGUUUUUAUCUUUUAUUCCUAUUAAUAGUCUACCAAUUGUUAUAGAUGUGCACCUUACUUCCACAGCAGUAGAGGGAAAUGUGAUGUUUCCCUUCACAAAGAAUGGCUCAGAGUUUCCUACAGACCCCUUUUCUCAGUGAC